UUGCUAUGGGGAAGACGGCUCCUGUUCGCCCUCAACACGGCGGCGGCGGCUGGUGCGGGUCCGGGCCGGGCCGGGCCUGGAGAUCUCUCCGCUCUGUCUGUCUCUCCCGGUCCCCGGAGGAUCAGGCCCGGUACCCUGUGAGCGGAGCGGAGCCCGGGAGACCGCUCAGCCCGUCAGCCGGUGCCUGACCUGAACAUGGUGGAGGGAGUCGGCUGUCCGGCCCAGGGCUCCGUGAGGCGGUGUCAGGAUGUGGAGAGAUCGGCCGGUUUCAUCGGUAAAUAUAAAAACACAGCUGGAAGGACUGGAUGAAGAACGACAAAGGUUAUCAGAGGAACAAAAAACAAACCGAGCUAAAGUUCGUAAGCUUACUUUGCAGACAAUCCGAAGACGAAAGGCUUUUGAGGAGAAACGCAAAGAUAAUGAAGAGAAAGAACAGAAGUUUAGAGAGGAAGUGCUUCAAGAACGAAAACUGAAGCAACAGGAUGCAACUGAGAAAUUUCAGAGAGCCCAUCUGCCACCAUCACAGCGCAGGAAAAACCGAAUCGGUCAUAGAAAACGGGCCAUUCGAUUAGAGGAAGCUCUUGAACAGGUUCAAGGUUCAUCUUGUGGGUCAGCAUCCUCAUCAUAUGUUAUUGCAAAGUCCACAGUUAACAAACGGACGACUGAUUUGCUUCUGAAUUUAUCAACUCAUGAGAUUAGAAAUGGUUCCCGCUAUCAGAAACAGCUUUCAGAAGCUAAGGCUUAUGCCAAGCUUAUGCAAGAGAGGAGUGGGGCAAAUCUGCAAAACAGCCGAUUAUACUUCCAGCAGGAGUUGGAAGAGACACAACGCCUCCUGGGGGAGCAGCAACUGAAUAGUUUACAGGAAUUCCGACAAGAAAUUGACCAACUUUAUCAGUCUGAAAGCUUAUCAAGUCUUGACAGUUUAGAAACUGAGGGGCAAAAGACUGCCCACCAGACUGAGCCAAUUGAAUCAAAUUCUCUCUCUGUUCAGAAUAAUCAUACUUCCAAUAACAGAAUGAAGCCACAUCCACCUGUAAAAGAUUCUUUUAACUCAUGUAGAACAGAUUUUUAUCCUCUGAAAAAAACACAUAUAAGUGCCUGGAUCAACAACUUGGAUAGUAGCCGAACUUCCCUCUCUUCAGCAGUUGUGAGAACAAAUGAGACUGAAGCUUCAGCUACAAAGGAAUAUUUGAGUGAUAAGCAACAUACAUUAGCUUCUGCGAAAAUUGGUUCUGAAUGUUUUGACUCAAGUCCUCUUUCUUCUGUUGAAAGAUAUCAGAAUGAAUACUCAACAAAAUUUUACAAUAACAAUCAACAUAAAAUUAUAGAAAAUAAUGCCCACUCUACAGAGAGUCAUCCAACAACCCGACCUUCUUCAGAAAGCUCCCUUGGCCACACUGCUCAUUCUCCAACAAGGCCUUGCAAUGCCUGGUCUACGCCAGAUCCAACACCUAGGGAAGCGACACAAGUUUCAGAUGUGAAUGACAGAUUAGAAUCUGUGCACCAAAGUGAACCUGUAACGUUGCAUUCUUUGAAACUGCCUUUAGCAACACCUUUCUUUUUAACCUUUAGUCCAAACUCACAAUUGUUCAGUGACAAAAGGAAAACUGACAGUAUAAAAGAGAGUCAGAAGACUGUCCAACAAAGUCAUCUACUGGCAUGCACUGGUGCAACUAAUCAAAUAAACCAAAAAGCUGACAUUUCCAGUGAAAGUGAAGGCAACCAUACUUCUAACAAAUAUAAUUUGAGCAUUAAAAGUAGACAUUGCUCUGAAGGAGCGAGUCAGAAAUCUGCUCCUUCUCAAGCAGCAUUUAAUUCUUCUGAAUCUGAUUCUGAAAAUAAUGUGACAGAAGGAAAGGAAAAUAAACUGGCAGCACAUUCGUCAAUGUCUACUACAAGAUUAAAAACCAGCAAAAAGUAUUUCUAUGAAAAGAGUAAUUUCAACCUACUGAAGGGAAUACUAAAGAAAGUGUCAAAGUAUGAAAAUGGUUAUCCCAAAUCUGUACUGUCUGCAACUGGUGUGCUUGGAAUUCAAAUGGCAUCCUCCAUCAGGGACAGCGUGGAGUUGGUAAAAAUGAAAGAAGCAGAAUCUGUCAAAAAUCCAACAAAGAAAAAGCUGAGAUGGUUUGAUGAGAUUGAACAAACUAAUCAAUUUACAAAGGGGCCAAAUAAAGGUGCUGGAGAAGAAUUGGAGAAUACAAAAGAAAGUAAAAGUUCAGGAUCAACUAGUCAGACUCAAUUACAGUCACCUUGUUCGGAAAAUAAUGGCAGUUUCACCAAUGGUAAGUCAAUUGUGGAAAGUAAAAAAGAAUCAAAAUGGACCACACUAAAUACCGGUCACAAGACUGCUGUAGAUUGUAUCCUUGCUGGCCGCCAGCAGACUGAAACCAAGGGAGCAGUGACAGAUCCUGUCAUUUUAGAAACAGCUUCUAUGACCCAUGGAAUAACACCAGCUGUACCACCGCAAUAUCAUCUUACUAAACAAGCCUGGGCAGCUACAGAAACUAGAAACAUAGACCAGGAAAUAACCGUGAAGAACACUAUUAUCAAACCUGAGAAACCCAUGGUAAGGAAAGGACAUUCCAAAGUGAUCAAAAGAGCCCAUUCUGCUAAAGUUUAUUUUUGUACAAGAGGCAACUGCCGGAAAGGGACCAUAAUCAGGCCCCAGUCAGCCAGUGAAGCAAUGAAAUCUCAGGGUAAAAUAUUGAUACCACAUCCUCCACCCAGACUAGCUAUUGACAGCAAACAUUGUCAAAGAACAACAGGCAAUUUCAACAACAGUUGUCAGUCACAAAUGCAGCCUGCUAAUGUCAUUGACAAUUCGUCCACUAAAUUAAGGGAAUUUAUACCAGACAUUCAUUAUACUUCUAGUAAAGAUAGUGAAGAUAAAACUGCAGUCUCAGGCCUUUGGCCUCAGAGAAAUUUUUUGAAUAACACAUCUGUCACCAUCACUACAUUUCCUUCAUCCUAUUUAGUGUCCCCAUAUGAAACAGUUACUAAAGCAACCUAUUCAGUAAAUACUAGCAAAUCUGUGCUUCAACAAGAUGAUGUAAACAAUAACACAAAACAAGACUCUAAAUGUGAAGGGGACAGAUUGCGUUUGGAUAGCACACCAACUGAUGAAGAAAUUGCGCUGCUUUGGCAUGGAGUGCGCCGUGCCUUGGCCCAAAAGGGUGCAACAAGUGGUGAUGCUCAAAACUACUUAUCACCUUGGAACAAUGGGCAUAAAACAAAUUUGCAACCUCAUCGAACUAAUGUUUCCCAGUUGAGUAUUGAUGGAGGCAACUUAAUGAAUGGCGUGCGAUCAGUUUCAAGAGUAGACCGAUUACUUUCUGCUCCUUCAGUUGCUUUUACUAGAAGAAAUCAUCCCACGGAUACACAUAGCAGUGGAAUAAAAUACAGAGCUCUUCUUGAGCAGAGAAGAAUGAAUAUUGGUUCGACUAUACAUAAAUCUGAUCAAAUAGGACAGAACAUCCAGAUUAGUCCAUUUCCAAGUGCUUUUGAUCCAGCCCAAACAAUAAAUGCCGCUCAAAACACUGAAGAAGGUGCCGUUUAUAUUUUAUGAAAAGAAAGCAGAUGUUGGCUUAUCAAGUGCAGACUAUUUUGAACAUUUACAUUCUUUCACUGAUACCACACAC
Messenger RNA from Rhincodon typus (whale shark), 3638 nucleotides. It is a transcript of the gene cep126, whose product is annotated as centrosomal protein 126. Bases 248 to 3565 code for a protein of 1105 amino acids. Gene Ontology annotation, biological process: cytoplasmic microtubule organization; mitotic spindle organization; non-motile cilium assembly. The record is from RefSeq and is a predicted model, not a curated record. The transcript has 9 exons. Lineage: Eukaryota; Metazoa; Chordata; Chondrichthyes; Orectolobiformes; Rhincodontidae. Gene Ontology annotation, cellular component: midbody; centrosome; ciliary base.